AUGCACCAAUAUAAUACGACAAAGCGCAAUGGCCAAGUCUUUAGUUUCGAUAUUGUAGACGAAGAGGGUUGUGAAGUUAGAAUUACUUUCUUUGAUGAAAUAGAAAAAUUUCACUAUCACCGAGUUGAAAAAGGAGCUUGGUAUGUUGUUUCCAAAGGUUUUGUAAAAGAUGCAAACAUAGUAUACAAUAAGCUUAACAACCACCUAGAGAUUAUCUUGACUGAAACUUCUGUUUUGAAAUGGUGUGUCCCUGAUGUUGCUGAAACAAAAAAAAAAUCACAAUUCACCCCUAUUAAUGAAGUUCUCGCCACUAGCAACAAUACUUUGGUUGAUGUUAUCGACGUUGUUGUCAAUAUCGGAGAGAUUUCAGUCAUUCGUAGAAAGGAUGGUUCUACUGUAAAGAAGAGAAUAGUAAAAAUAAAUGAUAUGUCAACUUUCACAAUUGAUGUUAACCUUUGGGGACCACCAUCAAAACAGUUAGGCAAUGACUUGAAGAAUAUGCAUGCAUCUGGAACAUUUGUCAUCCUUGCUAUUCAAAAUACAAGGGUUGGUUAUUUCAAUGGAAAAGUUAUUAAUAUCUCAACCUCAACAACUUUCAAAAUUAACCCUUGCAUUCUUGAAGCAGACACCCUCCAUUUGAGAGGCCUUAUACUGUCAUGCAUUGAUCUACACUCUUCAGGUGUCCAUCACAGUGAUAGCCAAUAUCAGAGAAUGACAGUUGCAUCCAUCCUUCAACGUCUUAGCGCUAUGCCAAAAACCCUUGAGACUACAAUUACAGCUGUCUUGCGAUUCAUAAAAGAAGACUAG
Cryptomeria japonica (Japanese cedar) is the source of this 807-nucleotide messenger RNA. Its product is annotated as replication protein A 70 kDa DNA-binding subunit A-like. The record is from RefSeq and is a predicted model, not a curated record. NCBI's taxonomy places the organism in Eukaryota, Viridiplantae, Streptophyta, Pinopsida, Cupressales, Cupressaceae. The transcript has a single exon. Bases 1 to 807 code for a protein of 268 amino acids.